Thyridium curvatum is the source of this 1257-nucleotide messenger RNA. RefSeq lists its product as uncharacterized. The transcript is spliced from 2 exons. Gene Ontology annotation, biological process: RNA processing. NCBI's taxonomy places the organism in Eukaryota, Fungi, Ascomycota, Sordariomycetes, Thyridiales, Thyridiaceae. Gene Ontology annotation, molecular function: RNA-3'-phosphate cyclase activity. Gene Ontology annotation, cellular component: nucleus. The record is from RefSeq and is a predicted model, not a curated record. The coding region runs from base 1 to 1257 and encodes 418 amino acids.
AUGAAACAAGUAAAGCCAGUUGAACUGGAUGGCCGGACCGGAGAAGGAGGAGGCCAAGUGGUCCGGAUUGCGGCGGCCCUCUCGUCCGUCACAUCUCAGCCAUUCCGCAUUGUUCACGUCAGAGGCAACCGCGCAGGCCCUCGCGGGGGAGGCCUGAAGUCACAGCAUGUCACCUCACUUGCGUGGCUCGCCAAGGUCACCCAGGCCGAUCACGACGGCCUCUCCGUCGGGAGCAGCACAAUCGACUUCCGGCCGCGGCUCCGGCCAUGCGACCUGAAAGACCGCAAGAUCAGCAUUUCUGCAGACUCGGGCGCCGCCAGCACGCUGCUCAUCUUCCAGGCCAUCUUCCCGUUCCUACUCUUCGCAGGGAACGACGAGGGCGAGCCGAUCGAGGUGGACAUCAGCGGGGGCACCAAUGUGUCCUUCUCCCUGAGUUACGAGUAUCUCGACCAGGUUCUCAUGCCGGUGCUUGAGGACCAGUUCGGCAUCCGCGUGGAGAGGCGUCUGCUGAAGCGCGGGUUCUCCCAAGGCCCGCAGACGAGAGGCCACGUCUGGUUCAAGAUCCACCCUCUGCGGCCGGGACAGAUGCUCAAGCUACGAGACCCGGCGCCGAAGGCCGUGCCGACAUCUAAGGAUUUUGAGAUCAAGACCGUCGACAUAUCCAUCAUCACGCCGAGCGACAUGCACACGCAUCUGACGGCCCAGCUGGCGGAUCGGCUCGGCGCGCUGUUCCCCGACGCCGAGCUCAGCUUCGUGGCGCUCGAGGAGAGCGGCCACGACUCGCGCAUGUACGUCCUCUGCGUGGCCAAGUCGUCGGGCGGCCUGCGCUGGGGCCGGGACGUCCUGUGGGACGGCCCGCGGAAGAAGAUGUCGAGAACAGCGCUCGGUGAGGCGAUCGCCCGGAGGGUGACGCGGGACCUGGCACGGGAGGUCGACCUACGGGGCACGGUAGACGAGUUCCUGCAGGACCAGCUUGUGGUCUUCCAGGCUCUUGCAGACGGAAGGACCAGUUUCGUACGAAAUGAGGAUGGUGAGUCGCUGGAGGAAGAUGUUGAGGGGCUUCAUCUGGGAGAUGGGCCGAGCGAGAGGUUGAGAAGAGACAAAGGGCUCGAUCCCUUUGGUGAAGGAAGCACUCACACUACCACCGCACGAUGGGUUACGACAGAGAUGCUGCCUCACGUCAAGUGGUUUAACAAGGGCAGGAUUUGCGAGGGCAUCGGUUUAUCGCUAUCAAGCAGGGACGAAGAAGCAACAUAA